Messenger RNA from Eutrema salsugineum, 462 nucleotides. RefSeq lists its product as uncharacterized. The transcript has a single exon. The record is from RefSeq and is a predicted model, not a curated record. NCBI's taxonomy places the organism in Eukaryota, Viridiplantae, Streptophyta, Magnoliopsida, Brassicales, Brassicaceae. Gene Ontology annotation, molecular function: zinc ion binding. The coding region runs from base 1 to 462 and encodes 153 amino acids.
AUGACGUCCAGUAACAUUGCAGAGUCUCUGAACAAUGCACUAUUUGCAGCAAGAGACGGUACAAUCGUUGCAAUGCUAGAAUUUAUCAGGCGAAUGUUAAGUAGGUGGCUUGAAUGCAGAAGAGAGAAAAUUCAAAAGAUGGAUGGUGACGUUCUAGAAGAAGUUGACAAGUUAAUGAACCUUCAGCAAGAAAAAUCAGCUGCCCUUUCGGUUCAAGGCAUUUCUGCGUGGGAGGUUGAAGUCAGUUCUGAGUUCAUCGGUGUACGGCGGCAUGUAGAUCUUCUAAACAAAACAUGCACGUGUCUAGAGUCUCAGACAUUGAAAUACCCUUGCCGACAUGCCAUGGCCGCAGCUAGGCUUCGUCAAGUGGAGUACAGCAGUUUGGUUAACCCAAUUCUUAGGAAAUCAACGUGGAGUCCGACCCUGACGACAUUUGUAUCCCUGCUGAGGUGCGAGCCCUGA